Truncatella angustata is the source of this 2689-nucleotide messenger RNA. RefSeq names its product SWIRM domain-containing protein. Bases 381 to 2465 code for a protein of 694 amino acids. Gene Ontology annotation, molecular function: histone binding; DNA binding. Lineage: Eukaryota; Fungi; Ascomycota; Sordariomycetes; Amphisphaeriales; Sporocadaceae. Gene Ontology annotation, biological process: positive regulation of DNA-templated transcription. The record is from RefSeq and is a predicted model, not a curated record. The transcript has 3 exons. Gene Ontology annotation, cellular component: SWI/SNF complex.
CCAUUUUUCUCGUCGUCUGUCCAGUUCCCGUUCUGCCGCUGCAGUUCCAGUCCCAGCUCCCCAGUUCGCGACGGCCAGCAGCAAACAGCAAAUUUCCCCCCAAGACGCGCGACUCCAGCCUCUCAAAGCGCAUCCACCAAAGAUAUCGAAUUUAGCUACUUGGCUAUUUCGCGACCACUCUCAAGCAACAAUUUCAUCGCACGGCCAUAGACAAUUCCUUGUCGCAGCCAGAUAUUUGGUAUUCCGCGACGCAACACGCGCCUUGUUGCGAGUGCACGUCUGAUUAUUGCGUCUGAUUGCAUCUUAAUCAUCGUCUACACCCGCUUCUGGUUCCCUGAACACCCGUGUCCAUACUCGUACUCGUAAAUCACCCAUCCGCCAUGGAGGACGAGAACUUCAACUAUGGCUCUCCCGCCAAUGCCGCCACUCCUGGCAGCAACCCUAUUCUUGCUCAACCGCCCCUCCAAGCACUUCCUGGCACCGGAGCUGAGGCCCCAGAAGAUGUCCACAUGUCAGAGGUCCAAGCCUCCGAGCCCAACAUCAAGCAGGACAGCACGACACCUGCGCCUGGCGGUACUUCAGACAACCCCCUUGAUGCCCCCGCUGCACCUCCCGCUGAGACCACAUUAGUAGCCAAGGAAGAUGAAGACAUGGGCGAUGCCUCUAAAGACCUUCAGCCUGCUGUCCAGCAUGGCGAUGCCCCCGCGACCGCCCCCGCCCCUGCUGCUGAAGCCGGUGCCACAGAGGCCAAGUCAAAAGAGAGCAUAGAGAAUGCCGCCCGCGAACACCUCAUCUCCCAAACACACUCCAUCGUCCUGCCGAGCUAUAGCACCUGGUUUGACAUGAACAUCAUCCACAACAUCGAGCGGAAGGCUCUGCCGGAAUUCUUCAACAGCCGAAACCGAAGCAAGACCCCCCACGUCUACAAGGAUUACCGAGAUUUCAUGAUCAACACAUACCGCCUGAAUCCUAGCGAGUACUUGACAGUGACCGCCACGCGACGGAAUCUCGCUGGAGACGUGUGCGCCAUCAUGCGUGUUCACUCCUUCCUGGAGCAGUGGGGCCUCAUCAACUACCAGGUCGAUGCCGAUCAGAGACCUUCGCAAGUUGGCCCCCCCUUCACUGGGCACUUCCAGAUCAUUUGCGAUACUCCUCGCGGGCUCCAGCCAUGGCAGCCCUCUGCCGAUCCCAUCGCCACUGAAGGCAAGAAGAAUCUCGACACAGACCAGAAAGCUGCAGCUAUUCCAUCGGCUGCCGGCGAGCGCAACUUGGAGAUUGGCCGGAAUAUCUACGAAGCCAGCGCAAAGGGCAAGCAGUUGAACAAAGCCGAGUCCAAGACCAACGGAGAAGCUCCUGCCACCAACGGCGCUGCAAGCGCCACCCCUGACGCCGAGGAGGCCACCAAAAAGCCCAUCGCCAAGAUCAACUGCCAGAACUGCGGUGUUGACUGCACAAGGGUCUACUACCACCUGCCCGAGGCAAGCUCGCCCAACAAGACAAAGUACGAUGUCUGUCCCAGCUGUUACAUGGAUGGCCGUAUGCCACACAACCAGACAAACAACCUGUUCGUCAAGCUCGAGAACCCAACAUACUCCGCCAUUUUGGACCGUGACGCUCCUUGGUCAGACGCAGAGUUGCUUCGUCUGUUGGAAGGCCUGGAGAAGUACGAUGACGACUGGGCUGAGAUUGCAGAGCACGUUGGCACCCGCACUCGAGAGGAAUGUGUCCUGCAAUUCCUGCAGCUCGAUAUCGAGGACAAGUACCUCGAAUCAGAAGCCCCCGUAUCCGCACCGACCGGCCUAGGUCUACUCGGAAGCCAUGGCGGACAGCUCCCCUUCAGCAAGGCGGACAAUCCCGUCAUGUCAGUCAUUGGCUUCCUCGCCAGUCUUGCCGACCCCAAGAGCACAGCCGCCGCCGCCAAACAGUCAGUUGACGAAUUGCGAGCUGGUCUCAGAAACCGGAUCGAGGGCGGAGAAGACAAGGCCAAUGGUAAGGGCAAGGAGAAGGAAGGCGACUCUAUGGAGCUCGACAUUAGACAGGAGACGACCACGACGACCACGACGACCACAACAACCACGGCAGCAGCGAGCAUCCCACUCGCUAUGAUGGCUGCUCGCUCCGGUGGUCUGGCCUCGCACGAAGAGCGUGAAAUGACUCGCUUGCUAAGCGCUGCCGUCAACGUCACUCUACAAAAGAUGGAGCUGAAGCUCAAGUACUUCGACGAGAUGGAGAGCAUUUUGCAGGCCGAACGUCGCGAGCUUGAACGAGGCCGACAGCAACUGUUCCUCGACCGCCUCGCGUUUAAGAAGCGAGUCAGGGAUACACAGGAGGGUCUCAAGACUGCCGCGGUUAAUGGUGACAUUAAGAUGGCCGGCUUUGAUUCGCUGAGUUUUGCAACCACUCCUGGCUCGGGUUUGGUACAACCGUUGGUCGCCGACGGCCAGGUUAAGAGUUACGAGGCGUAGGUUUUUUGGUAGCUACCGAACCCUUCGCUGCUGGAGACCUCUAGUGAUCUGUUAUGGGAAGCGGCGACAGGGAAUUUCGAGGGGGACUGAUAACGUAUUGAUUUUCUUUAGGCGUUAAAAGGUCGGCUCAAAUGGCCACCCGGGCAUCCUCACAGUAUGUUUUGUGUAGUAGUCAUCUGUACCAUCAUGAAAGAGGUUUUUAAAAUAAAGUGUAUUCAUUGAUG